AUGGAUGGGGGCGGUUCUACUUUUGAUCUCACUGCACCAGUGUAAUUGAUGCAGCCAAAAAUAAACGUUUAGAAAUAACAAGAACAAACAAUCAAUAAGGGAUAGAAAGAUUUACAGCCAUAAAAGACUUAAAAUUCAACCUCAAAGCUUCCCUAAUUAAACAAUAAUCAGAAUGCUUCGAAAAGUGUGAAUCAGAAGGCUUAGCACUCUGGACAUCAACAUUCUCCAAAGUCGCUUUAGAAAAUGCUUUAUAGUAGGCAACCACGAAAUUAAUACGUCAUUGAUCACAUUCCAUCCUUAGCUCCUGGGAAGAAGGACAAGGAAAAAGCACAGAAACCCAAACCUUUACAGGAAUCUCAAUAGUAAUAGAUAGAAGAGAUAAAAAAAGAAUACGAGGAUUUGGUGUAAAAUCAUUAUAAAGAUUUAUAUGCUCAUAUUGGAAAUGAACAAUAAAAAAGUUUGCAUGAUUUAUAUAAUAAAAGAAUCUUUACAGCAUUACAAGAUUUAGAAUCAAGGCCAAAAAUAUAGAGCGCCUUGGAAAGAAAAGAGGAAUAAUUGAAUAAAUAGCGAUUGUAUAAGGAUAGAUUGUUGUAUGAAAUCAAACAGAUGAUAAUUAAGAGUCGAAGAAUGGAUGAAUUAUUGAACGAUUUAACAAUUCAGAAUGAUGACACUGAAGUCAAGGAAUCAAUUGAGGAAUUGCUUCAGAAGGAACAGAUGCAAGAGGAGAAGAUGGCCAAACAGACAUACGAAAUAGCUAAACUCAGAGACAUGUUUGGAAAGCGAAGAAAAUUGCUGUUGGAAGUCCAAAAACAAUGUUAGAUUACCUAUGAUGGAUUGAAAAUCAAAUACCAAUAAUAUGAGGCUUCUUCGUAAAGUAUGAUGAGUCGUAAGAAGCAAUUGGAAUCGUUGUCAAAGAUAGUGGCCAAAUAUAGGAGUGAAUUUCAAAAUUAAUAGAACUUUUUUGGAGCAAGUCUUAAAAGGGGAUUUGAUCCCAUGCUUGAGGAAAUCUUGGAAGAUGAAUUAUCGAAAUGUGGUGAUUUUAAGGAGAGAAGAAGAUCAUUGCUAUCAAAGAAGAGAACGAAAAAGAAGAAGAAGGGAGAGUAAAAGGAUAAAGCUAAAUUAGCAAUUGAGAAUGCCACUCAAAACAUCAACAAAUAAAAAAAUGAUAUUCAAUAGGAAUUAGAAAAGAAAAAAUAAAUGUUUCAAAAAUUGAGAGUGGUCACCAGCAUUGCUAAUCAAGAAGAUAUGCAGAAGUACAAACUCAAUAUGGAUUUAGAUUAGUAGGAAUUGAAAAACAUAUAAGAAUAUGUAGGCAAAGAAAUUGAAAGAAUUGAAGGGCUGAAAUCAAGAAAGUUGAAAUAUGAGUAAGAGAACUCUAUUUUGGAUGCUUAAAUCAAUUUGGAUGAACAAGAAAGAGAAGUCACUAAACAAUAGGAUCUACUUUAAGAAAAAGAAAAGUAAGUUAAAAAAGUUGAAAAGUCUAUUGAUGAAGUUACUAUGUCAUUAUCCAGAAUUAUGUAUCAAUUAAGCGGGAAAGGAGUGAAACCCAAGAAUAUCGAAAUUAAGAGACAUGCCUUAGUUGCCACUGCCUCUACUAUACAGUUGAGAUUAGAAAGAAUGCUCACUGUCCUAUCAAAGACUUAGGAAUUUCUGAAUGAGGAAUCCAUCAAUACAAAUCCCAGAUAUAGUAAAGUUGAAGACUUUAUCUGUCUCAAUCCUAAGAGUUACAUCUAUUAAGAGAUCAACGAUAAUCUAGAAACCAAUAUUAAGUUUGUAUACAAGGAAGAGGACAGCUCGGAUGAGGAUGGCAAAGACAUGGAUGAAGUCAGACAACAAGUCAAGGCAAGAGCAUAAGAAGACAAGCCUUCAGUGGUAGUCCCAUCCAAAAAGGAUAAAAAACCUAAGUGA
Paramecium tetraurelia is the source of this 1908-nucleotide messenger RNA. RefSeq lists its product as uncharacterized. Gene Ontology annotation, molecular function: RNA binding. The transcript is spliced from 8 exons. NCBI's taxonomy places the organism in Eukaryota, Ciliophora, Oligohymenophorea, Peniculida, Parameciidae. Gene Ontology annotation, cellular component: nucleus. Gene Ontology annotation, biological process: box C/D snoRNP assembly. The record is from RefSeq and is a predicted model, not a curated record.